This is a messenger RNA of Alosa alosa (allis shad), 5125 nucleotides long. Its product is annotated as aminopeptidase O (putative). Gene Ontology annotation, molecular function: zinc ion binding; metalloaminopeptidase activity. Lineage: Eukaryota; Metazoa; Chordata; Actinopteri; Clupeiformes; Clupeidae. Bases 115 to 2628 code for a protein of 837 amino acids. Gene Ontology annotation, cellular component: nucleolus. The transcript has 19 exons. The record is from RefSeq and is a predicted model, not a curated record.
CGCACUUAGAUGACGUAAUUACACCUCGACGGGGCACUCGUGAGUAGCGACAAGGGGUUCAAGCACACACAGGUCAGGUUACACUCUGAAUAAACAGAAGGAGACUAAUAAACCAUGGCAGAGAUGCAGUCUGCUGAAGAGUCUGACCUCGAUCCCAACAAAGAUGACCUGCCCCUGCGAGCAAACACUAACCACAUGCUGGUCAGACACUAUGUUCUGGACCUGACCAUUCACUUUGAGAGUAAGACAAUUGGUGGCAGUAUCGUUCUCUUCCUCGAGCCUGGCAAAGGGAAGAGCAUGGAGACCCCUGAUUCUGCCCCCUCUGGGGAAUCCACCUCUCCCUCCCCUCUUUGUGAGCAGCCAAAACAGGAGCCCCAACUCCAUCUCCAGCCACAAGCCGGUGCGAGUCAGACAGAAGUCACAGUGGAGACCUGUGAUCAUAAACAUGUUGAGGGAACUGAGGCACGUUCAUGGCAGGAAGGUGCGUCUGAUGAGUUCACCUUAGUGUUGGACUGCUGCGACUUGUCGGUAUCAAAGGUAGAGGAAGUGGAUGUGGCGUCUGUGCCAGGCAUGAGAGCACUGUUGGAUGACUGCGAGCAGCCUCCUCAAGCAGGAUGUCUCUCGUUCACGCUGGUGGAAAGACUGCUGGCCCUGUCCUCUUCCUGCUGGAAGGAGCAGCAUGAUUUGUACCUCCAGUGCAGUACCGCCCCCUGCCCACAGGGGGCAGCGGCCCUUAGCUUUCACACAGACCGUUGGAGCCUGCAGCUUAGGAAGAGAGGAGUCGGCUCGCCAAGUGGCUUCCCCCGAGCCCUCCGCAUCUGGUACGAGACCAAACCCAAGGGGGCCUCGGUGAGGUGGACCGACACUCAAGAUGGCAGGUGCUGCGUGUACACCAUGGGCUCUCCCAUCAACAACAGGGCCCUCUUCCCAUGCCAGGAACCACCUGUUGCCAUGUCAACGUGGCAGGCCACUGUUGUGGCCCCCGGUGAAUACACAGUUCUGCUCAGUGGGGAGAACCAGGUGGUUCCUGUCCAAAAGGAGUCCGGAUUGUCACGUUGGGCCUAUUAUGUUACCAUGCCAAUGCCUGCCUCCACUUUUACCUUGGCAGUGGGACAGUGGCACGAAGCCCAAGCAAAAUCUGGCACUGGUGUGCCAGUCCUCACUGAGUCGAGCAACAGCAGUACACCAGGUGUGAGCACCUCGGGUUGCAGUAGCGUGGAGAAGCCGUGCCACGGUUCCAACCAGGAGUUCCAGGGCGCUGCUGAUGGCCCGGCCCAGAGCAUGUGCUCUCACGUGGACUACCCGUGCCGCUUCACUCUGACCGAAGCCUGGCGGGAGGCCAUCAUCCCCCACCGCGUCUUCUCUCCUACCUGCCUCCUGCCACAGGUGGAAGCUGUGGUGGUGCCUCACCUGCCCGCCUGUCUGGCUGCCGCCCACGCCGUGCUGGGCGUCCACCCUUUCUCUCACCUGGACGUCCUGAUUGUCCCCUCAGGGUUCUCCAGUCUGGGAAUGGCGAGCCCUCAUAUAGUGUUCCUGUCCCAGAGCGUGCUUAUGGGCCCAGCGCACCUGUGCGGGGCUCGCCUGUGUCACGAGAUUGCCCACGCCUGGUUUGGCCUGGUCAUCGGGGCGCGGGACUGGACCGAGGAGUGGAUCAGCGAGGGAUUUGCCACCUUCCUGGAGGAUGUGCUGUGGGCUAAAGUGCAACAGCUGAGCCUCCAUGAGGAGGAGGACCAGCUGCAUCUGAGGGCUCUGUUGAGGUGGAGGCGUCUCCAUGACGAGCUGCAGAAUGCCGAGCAGGAACUCCAGAUCCUCAGGCCCCACAAGGAGAGCACUGGAGUAGUGUCUGAGUCUGGGGCGUCCACUGUGAAGCAUGGCCUCAACCCAGAGAAGCCCUUCAUGCAAGUCCAUUACCUCAAGGGGUAUUUCCUGUUGAAGUUUCUGGCCAGCUUUACCGGGCACGAGCACUUCCUCGCCUUCCUCCGGCUGUUUGUGAGCUUAUACCACGGACGACUUGUUCUGUCUCAGGAUUUCUUGCGGAUGCUCCUGGAUCACUUUCCAGACGUGAAGAGACGUGGCCUCACCCUGGAGGGCAUAUAUGCAGACUGGCUCGAUGCACCUGGAAUACCUAAGUGGCUGACGGAGGAAAGUGCUGCCUGGCUUCAGUCGCCGCUGGUCACAGAAGUCCAACAGGAGGUCACAAAAUGGAUUCACUUCAGUCGUGGCCAUGGAAAGGGCACCAAGCGGAAGAGAGGGGAUCCCUGUCUGAAGGUGAACUUCAAAGAGAUGGGUCCGGAGCAGACCGUGUUGCUUUUGGAGAUGCUGCUGGAGGAGGAGAAAAUGAGUGCAGGUGUGCUGCAGACCCUGGAGAGAACCUACGACCUGAGGACACAGGACGCUGAGGUCAAGCAUCGCUGGUGUGAGUUGGUGGUUAAACACAAGUACAGCGCAGCCUACAAGGACGUGGAGGACUUCUUGAUUGACAACCAGGCCAUGGGUGUGUACCUGUACGGGGAGCUGAUGCUGCAGGAGGAUGGUCGUCAGCAGGCUCUGGCCCGCCGCUGCUUCUCUCGGGCCCAGGAGCACAUGGACCCGGCCGCCCUCGCCGUGGUGUCCGAGAUGAUCCUGUGACCUCCGACCCGCGAGGGACAGAGAGAGGACUCCUCUUCGACACACCACAGACGGCCCUCCAGAGACCCUCUGCAGUCGGGAGCGAUGAAAACGUCGCAACGCUCUGCUACAGCACACUCCGAGGUGCACUCGCGUCGACAUUAAACAGCGGGGGAAAGAAAUCAAACUCACUGUGAAAAGAGCUCAAUUUCAAUUUCAUUUAUUUGUAUAACUACUGUGGCACAGUAGACUUAGUAGAAUGGCUUCAUUGGAAUCUUUUUUACCACACUUAUAACCAGACCCCGAACAAAGGCCCUAUAGAAUAGUGCACAUUCCAGUAGCCAAUACACACACCACCUGACACCAGGACAAGCAGAUGGUUCAGCUCCUUCAGAACCCUCCCUCAUUUUACUACCCAACUGUAUUUCACAACGCACCUCUACCCUCCCGGCAGGAAUCUCACACGCAAUAAAUUACUCUCCCGUUUUCCGGGGGGCACGGGGCAUGUUUACGCGCUGCGCUGGCGCUGGCGCCCACGCUCCCACUCCCACUCGCGCUCGCUCUCUCUCGCCUCACACACACAAUGCAUUCCAGAGGGUGUCCUCGAGUGUCCUCAACCUCGCCUGAACCCUGGCACUCGCCAAGGUGUCGCUAUUUAGUCUGUGCUCCGCAGCGGCAGCCAGGAGACACUCUGCCUCCCGUCUCAGACUCACCGCCUCCUCCUCCUCCUCCUUUUCGUCCUCCUCCCUCUUCUUCUCAGACAUCUGCAAUGGAAAGCAAACAGGCUAUUUUAAGGCAAAUGGUUGCUUCUCAGAAGGGCCCAACGCCCAGAGCAAGAACUACGCGACAUCUCCAUACACCCUGUAGUUACAACAUGGUAACAACAUCGGUAAUUAUGACUUAUACGUGCCACGUUUGAUGCAGCGUCUUCCCCUGUGGCCUUGCACUGGGUUCAGCUUGCAGUUGCCAGUAACAGGAGAUAUUAUCGAAGAGACGACAAAGAUACUAAGUAAGAGUGAGACAGAAUUACUUUGGCAAAGGGGUUUUCAGUCUAAUAUACACAACAUGUGAGAAGUCUCUAUCGACCUCUGGCUGAAAAGGACCAGAAAUGCAGUCAAGGACAUGACACAUAUCCAUUAUGCAUAACUACUGGCUUUUUAAUUGAUUUGAGCUACUUUUAGUGUAUAACGCAAGAUUCCAACGCUAGUGCAAAGUAAACAUUUUCAUUAUAGGCAUCUUUAGAAUUUCAGUUGAGAUGCUGAUAUUAGUAAAGGUGUUGAUGGCUUUGUUUAAAAAAUACAUUGUGCCUUGGUACUGUGUUAGACUCAAAUAACGUGGUCAUGUCAUGGUCAUUUUUUUCACUCCUUUCUGCGGUGUUUUGUGUCACCACUGAACACUUUCACUGUUUUUCACCUUUCACUGUGAACUCUUGAAGAACAGCUCUAUGUCAGCUUUUGUGGUCUUGCGGUCAGACAAGUUAUUUCCUUGAGGUACACUCACCGAUAAGCCCUACGAAAAUGUUUUCAAUUCUGGCUUUGCACGUUGUCUGACCACAGCCAUGAAUGUCCAAGUCCAAAUUUAUGUUUGUCAUGAUGGUGAAAUAUUAUCUGAAAGUUUCAGCAACCUUUCAUCAGUUAGGUGAUUUCCUCUUCCUGCUUUUGUAAGUGGCAGGGGAAUUUUACAGUAAACAGUAAACCUGUUCAGUUGGGAACAUUUAAUAAAAUAUUACUGGAGUCCAAUUGAAUGUUUUUACAUAAUCGAAAUGUUUGUAGUUGUAUGCUGUCAUACUUCUAUGGUAUAUCCAUUGUCUUUAUUUUCAUCCUUUAUUUCUUUAGAAUUGAUGGAUGUCAAUUGAAUCACUGCACUGCAACUCUACACUUUUAUCAGUACUUGGGUUUGUACAGGUGUAUAGGGGUUCUCUUUGUAUAGGUGUAUAGGGGUUCUCUGUGUAUAGGGGUUCCCUGUGUAUAGGGGUUCCCUGUGUAUAGGGGUUCUGUGUAUAGGGGUUCUAUAUGUAUAGGUGUAUAGGGGUUCUUUGUGUAUAGGUGCCCCUUUCUCUGCCAGCUGAGCCACGGUAGAAGUAAAGCUUAAAAAACAAACAUGGCUGCUGGGCUAACCUUUCGAAUGAGCUGCAAGGCGAUGGCAUCGCCCGGCACCGGUGAGAAGACGGCGAGGCUGAGGAGGAGACGCAGGGCCAGCCUGGAGGAGACGAGGGAGAGGAGAGACUCGGCCACGGUGUCCAGCGCACGAGGAGGAGGAGGCGUUGGACUCAGACACACACCUCUCAGGUCACCCCAGACCUGCUGCACACACUCCUGGACACACACACACGAACACAGGGGACCAGAUCCAUCAUCCAUCCAUUAAGAACUGCAAACAUCUGGUUUACAGAAGCAGAUCUAUUCCGAGCUGGGCAAACACAAUGACACAAUCCAAUAUAAAGUCUGACACCAGCAAUGUCACACUGUGUAUAAACACAAGUCAAAAAUAGAAAGUCAAACUAUCUUCUAGCAACCUA